Messenger RNA from Cercopithifilaria johnstoni, 3621 nucleotides. The record is from the annotation of a GenBank genome assembly. NCBI's taxonomy places the organism in Eukaryota, Metazoa, Nematoda, Chromadorea, Rhabditida, Onchocercidae.
AUGCAGAAGUCGGGAAUUACAGAGAAUGAAGCGGAUGAAUCAGAUUCUUUAUCUGAUGAUUCAAACUAUCAUAAACCGUUACGCAGAAGGAGAAGUGCAACUGUAUCACCUGCUGCGGGAACUCGUUUCAGACAUCACUCUAAGAGCAGGCGACGUUCCGAAAUGAAUUUGAUAGCGCAUAAACAGGCUCCUUCACUCAGACGACCUGAUGGAUCACGUAUUUCUUCAGACGUAUCGCCAAGAUAUGAACACAAAGACAAUUUACGGAAAACAAACAGUAUGCCAAGCUUUGAACAAACCCAGCAGGCACAUGUCGAAGCUAUACGGCAAUUGUUGGAUUUAUUCCCAAUUUCUCCUUGCAAUCAAAGUUCAAGUGCUCAUGAGGUUUGGCAGUCAUGUCGACAGAAUUUAGUGCCAAAAAUGGUCGGAACAGAAUCCGAAGAUGAUAUUAUCAAUACAGAUAUCGAAGAACUACGUGAUGCGGCUCAAAGUAUUCAAUCGUUACAACGUGUUCUAAAGGUUCCGCCAGAAUCUACAAAUAUAAACGUGGAAAUGGUUGAUAGACGAACCAAUUGUCCAGUGGAGGGAGAUUCAAGUUCGGAAAGUCUUCGUCAAUCUGGCAUUGCAUCACGAUUAGGUGGACAUCCACGUGGUGUUAUCCAAUUUCUUCCAUCUGCUAAACAAACUGAAUUCUUCCCAACACUGGACACCUAUAACACGUAUAACAAAAAUAAGACAAUGGAUAAAAAAAGUUUGUUACGACGGAAAACUUCUCUUCCAGAAAUAUAUGAUCAGGUAUGUAAUUCUAGUGAUAUUAUUCGACCGAAAGCAGUGAAUAAUUCUUACAAGAGUGGUCGAUGGUCAUUUCGUGGUGACACUUCAAAUCUUCCAUAUUCAUCGCAAAAUGCCGAACUUAUGGAGCAAAAAGCGCCCAUAGAUUCAUUAACUGGUGUUAGUCGCUUCUCAAAACUAUUGAGAUCAUUGCGUUCCUCCAGACAAAAUUCACCAGAACCUCAAACUUCCAAUUCGUGGAAUCCUUUGAUUUAUACAAAACCUUCCAGUGGUUUAACCAAUCCAAUGAUGCAAGCCGAUCUGCUACUUUGGAGUAAACGUUCUCGAGCAUCGAUCCGAAGGCAUAAUGAUGUCCGCAAUAUGGCUAUUAGGGAACUUUGCGAUACUGAAAAAACAUUCGUUGAAAACUUGGAAUAUCUCACUCAAAAGUAUAUGCGACCUUUACGACAGCCAUUGGAAUGUACGUUGAUAGAUCCAGUAUUAGCUGAUAAAAUUUUCUACAAAGUUCCAGAAAUCCUAAUUCAUCAUCAGCACUUUUUGGCAGCAUUGUGCGACAGAUUGGAUACAUUUCAAAUAGAUGCAAGAAUCGGUGAUGUGCUUCUUUCUCAUUUUCGAAAGCAAUCAAUGGUUGAUACGUACAUCGCAUUUGUUGAUAAUUUUAAAUUUUCUAAACAAAGUAUAAAACAAGCACGUGAACGUCCCGCAUUUGAAAAAUAUUAUAUGCGUUGUCGACGAGAUCAUCGAAAUAAACUGGAUUUAGAUUCUUUGCUUAUUUCACCAAUACAACGUGUUCCACGUUACGAAUUAAUUGCAAAGCAAAUAAUCAAGCAUACGUCGGUGGAACAUGCUGAUUAUGAUAGCUUAUUGUUGGCUCAAAAAUACAUUCAUGAAUUGGCAACCAAAAUUAAUCGCCAAAAAGAAGAAAGUGAAGAAAUGGAACAAAGGCUACGUGAAAUUGAAGCAAUUGUUGACGGUCUCGAUGAUUUGGUGACAACUGGACGAUCGUUUAAUCGUUAUGAUGUUGUAACGAUUCUUGGUAUAAAGCAAAGCAAACAGCGUUGUCUAUUUUUAAUGUCCGAUCAGAUUAUCGUAACAAAUGUAAAAAGAAAAUCAUCACUUUCAUUUCAUGCGCCAGAUUUCUUAGAUAACAACCGUUUCAAAUUACUUUUCAAGAUUUCACUGGAUGAUGUUGUGAUUGCAAAAGAUACUUUAUCAUUGCUGCAUACGGCUGAAAUGGAAUUGCAAAAUGCUCAAGAAGAUAUAGAUAUUGUGAAUAAAAUGAAUGAAUUAUCAAAAUUACUGAAGAAACCAAAUAUUGAAUUAGCAAACAUGUUAGAUAAUCUUGAAACUGAAACAAUGCAUCGAAAACGAAUUCUUCAGGAACAGCUAACAUCAGAUCCAUUACUGACUAUUGUACAAUUGCAAGUUACAACUAUGAAUGGUGUUGGUCUACUUGUAAUACAGUUUCCUAGUGCUGAUCGACGCGCCAUUUGGGAGAAUGAAUUCAUAAAAGCGAAAACUUCGCUAAAGAAUGAAAUGCGAAAUGAAGAAAGGCCAAAUCAUCUGAAAUCGAUUGUAACGCAUCGAACUCGUCCUGGUCUUACGUUCUCUGUAGCAACUGCAACUCUCGGGAAGAGUGCAGAAGGAGCACCAAAUGUUUGGGUUUGUGCAUCAGAUAAAUUUUCCGGUCAGGUUGCAGUUAUAAAUGUAAACGGUGAACCAAUUAUAGAAAACACUACAAGCAUCGGUAAUGCAGCAAUCGUUGCAAUCUGUUCCGUACCCACUCCAAGGAAAAAAAGAAGAUUAGCAAAAUUGGUGAACUCAUCGGUGAGAGAUAUACCUUGUUUGGAGCUGGACAGCACUUCAUCAGAAUCGGGUGAAUCGGAUUUUGAAACAGUUCGACAAAAUGUUCAGUCCACUAUCUGGAUUGGCAAUGAAGACGGCGAAAUAUUUGUUUUCAAUUUUUUGGAUAACGUUCGAUUGAAAGCUUGUGAAAGGAUGGCCAGACUUCCGAUGCCUGUGGAUGACAUCGUUUAUUUAGAAGAAAAAGUUUUUGUUUCGAUCUCAUCAAAUUCGCACAUUCAACUAUUACAUUUCCAGAGAAAUAAAGAAGGUAAAUGGGAUUUGGACAAUCCAAAAUCAGUUCAAAUAAAUUUUCGCAAACGUUUGAGACCAAUGAGCGUUGCUGCUUCACGGCUUUGUUUUGCAUCUGGCAAUUCAGUUUAUCUGUUGAAUGCUACCACUUUGCAAAUUGAGAAACAAGCAGCAGUAAGCACAAGUGCAAUGGAAACGGUAACUUGCUUGGCUGUACUUGGUUCAACAAUUUUUGUAGCCAUGAAUAAAUCGUCGACUGUUAAAGUAAUCAAUGCCUUUACUCUGGGCUGUCAGCAGGAGUUUAGUAUUUCACAUGUUGUCAAUAAGGCAUUGUCGAGUAGCGAAGAUAUCAUUCGGAAACAUAAGAUGGGAUGUUUGAGGAUAACAUCACUUUUAUGUUGUAACAAUCGUCUUUGGAUUGGUACUUCUGCUGGUAUUGUUAUCAAUACGGUCAUUCCGAAUAGCAAACUAUUAAAUUGGACACCUUCUUUGAACGUGUGCCAAGCAAGGCAUAUCGGACCUUGUAGAUUUCUUACCGCUGUUUCGGCUACAGCAACACCAUCAUUCGAUUUACGACGUCGACGAAUGUCACUCAAUGCUCCUACAUUACAACAGAUUGAACAGAUGUUCGUAGUAAGUGGUGGUGAAGGAUUCGAUGGUGGUACUAAACAAGUUGACGGUGACAAACGUGAAAUUGAUGAUUCCUUGAAUUAUUUGUUAUUUUGGUCUGCUUAG